Molecule: messenger RNA, 1025 nt
Organism: Linum tenue
Lineage: Eukaryota; Viridiplantae; Streptophyta; Magnoliopsida; Malpighiales; Linaceae
Source: the annotation of a GenBank genome assembly
GCAUAGUCAAGUCAAGAAAUCCGACCCGAGGUUGCUCGACCCGAUCAACAAACCCCUGCUGCGGGUGCGCCUGCGGGCACAAAAACCCUAGCCUUGUCCCCGAUAUAAAGUUAUAACCUCGAUUGGUAGUUUCAGGCUAGGGCAUAGUCGGAGGAAAGCGAGAGCUAACGUAGGAGAAAAAUGGUGUCUGGAUCGGGGAUCUGCGCGAAGAGGGUCGUGGUGGACGCCAGACACCACAUGCUCGGCCGGCUGGCUUCGAUCGUGGCGAAGGAGCUUCUCAACGGUCAGAAAGUGGUGGUAGUCAGGUGCGAGGAGAUAUCCAUGUCCGGAGGACUUGUGCGCCAGAAAAUGAAGUACAUGAGGUUCCUGCGCAAGCGCAUGAACACCAAGCCUUCACAUGGUCCCAUCCACUUCCGCGCUCCUUCUAAGAUCUUCUGGCGAACUGUCCGCGGAAUGAUUCCUCACAAGACAAAGCGUGGAGAAGCUGCCCUUGCAAGGCUGAAGGCUUAUGAGGGCGUCCCACCUCCAUAUGACAAGAUCAAGAGGAUGGUUGUCCCUGAUGCUCUCAAGGUGUUGAGGCUUCAGAGUGGACACAAGCACUGCUUGUUGGGCCAGCUGUCAUCACAAGUUGGAUGGAACCAUUAUGACACCAUCAGGGAGCUCGAGGAGAAGAGAAAGGAGAAGGCCAAGUUGAUGUACGAGAGGAAGAAGGGAUUGAACAAACUUAGGGCAAAGGCUGAGAAGGUAGCAGAGGAGAAGCUUGGACCCCAAUUAGAGAUCCUAGCCCCCGUCAUGUACUGAAGCUAGUAGUAGCUUACAGAUGUAUUGUUGGAGGGAUUAUUAGCCUUGAUGAGCGUGUUUGUGAACACAAUUUUGUUUGAGCUAGUGGAAGUUGAAUGUGUCGAAGAGAUCAGCCUUAUCAAUGUCUGUGUUUGGUAUGCUUCUCCCUGAAUUUAGAUGUAUCAGAAUGCUGUAUUUCAUGAACGUGUUCAGUCGGCUGUGUUUAUCUUUGGUCAUAGGUGAAC